AUGUCGACAAUCAUGCGCACCCUGCGGAAUCUCCGCAAAGUCGGCAUAAAAGAAUACGCCCAUCAAAUGCAAUACAUUGGCGAUACCAAAGCUGGCACCUACAUCGCAACGGACAAAUACGGCAACAAAUACUACGAGAACCAAGAACAAGAGCUACCUCUACGAACAAGAUGGGUAGAUUACAAACAAAAAGAAUACGACCCCGCACAAAUUGAGCCAGGAUGGCACGCGUGGAUGUCGUAUUUGGUCGACAAGCCACCGACUGAGGAUGCCGUGCUGAAGACAGGGCAGAGGAGUUGGGAGAUUCCGGAGCAUAGGCCAAAUCUGACGGCCAGCAGGGCGGCGUAUAAGACUUAUUCAACGUUAGUCUUCUUUAUUCAUGAAGGGUUGUGA
This is a messenger RNA of Letharia columbiana, 393 nucleotides long. RefSeq lists its product as uncharacterized. The record is from RefSeq and is a predicted model, not a curated record. Gene Ontology annotation, biological process: response to oxidative stress; mitochondrial respiratory chain complex I assembly. Gene Ontology annotation, cellular component: membrane. The transcript is spliced from 2 exons. Bases 1 to 393 code for a protein of 130 amino acids. NCBI's taxonomy places the organism in Eukaryota, Fungi, Ascomycota, Lecanoromycetes, Lecanorales, Parmeliaceae.